This is a messenger RNA of Strongylus vulgaris, 498 nucleotides long. NCBI's taxonomy places the organism in Eukaryota, Metazoa, Nematoda, Chromadorea, Rhabditida, Strongylidae. The record is from the annotation of a GenBank genome assembly.
AUGAGAUUGCUGCUUUUCGUUUUAGCACUUUUGUGUACAGCUCAAGGGCGUCCAAGUGCAUCUGGACGAAGCGAUGAGAAUGAUCAUGCUAAUAGUACUGAGAGCUACGAAGUAGAAGAAGGAAGCGGUGAGGAUGAUUACGACAGCUACGAAGACUAUUAUGACGAUGGUGAAGAUUAUUAUGACUACUUUGACGAUCAUUAUGACUUUUGGGAUGACAGCGACGAAAAAGGAGAUUCAAGCGAAGAAUAUGGAGAAUUCCUUUUCGAUAAUAGCUGGGAAAGUCGUGAAGAUUAUGAUGAAUUCCAUGGUGGACACCAUAGUAGAUGUCGUGGUAGGCAUGGCGGAAGGCAGGGACAUAGACCCCAAGGUCGCCCGAGAGACGGGCAAGAACAAGGAGGUCGCAGAGGCUCCAAUCGUGAUGUUGGAGGAUUAAGGAAUGUCUUUGACAGCUUCCGCUAUGGCGGAGACAUGAGUUCCGGAACAAGACGUAAUUAA